Frankliniella occidentalis (western flower thrips) is the source of this 582-nucleotide messenger RNA. Its product is annotated as ensconsin-like. The transcript has 2 exons. The record is from RefSeq and is a predicted model, not a curated record. Bases 175 to 582 code for a protein of 135 amino acids. NCBI's taxonomy places the organism in Eukaryota, Metazoa, Arthropoda, Insecta, Thysanoptera, Thripidae.
AUCUGUUGCUUAUUUUUCAUAUGAUCGGUGAAAUGUCGUCAGGGAACGGUACAAAGCCGAUCUGUCAUAGAUCUUGUUUGUUUAUCAAUUGCAAUUUUAUUGGGACCCGCUUCAAACAGGGCCUGUAUUGUUAGGUUAGGCAAAUAGGGGAAUACCGUAAAUAGUCUUGAGAAAAUGGACUUCGAACUUAUCGAUCUUACGUUGGAUGACGAUGAAGAGGACGGGGACGGCUACAUGGACGAGACGAGCUCCAUUUACUCUCUUGCCACGCUUCCCACGAAGCGAGAAGCAGAAGAAAUGACGGAGCUUGACGAACUCGAGAAGGAAAGGGAGGAGGUCCCUGAACAACCCCAUGACGAAGAGGAAGACGCAGAAGAGCGCUUACAGCAAUCGAUACGAGAAGAAGAGGAGAUGCAGAUAGCACGCGCGGUCAUGGAGCGCCUUGAAUGGGAGCAGGAGGCAGUGGAGGCGUUCGAGAGGGAGCGGGAGGAGGAGGCCAUGGCGCAGGCGGCCGCCAGCGCCCUGGACGACGACCUGGACGACGCGGUGGCCACCCCCGUCCAUUCUUCAUUUGUAAGGUAA